AUGUACCAGCAGUACCUUUCUCAAGAAGCAAUCACGCGAGUCCCCCUCGAAGAGAGUAUCAUUUCGAAGUUUCUGUCACGAAUAGAAAGCGAGGAGCCAUGUGAUUAUUGGUUUGAGCAGGUACAAGAAAAGGUGGGUUGCCAGAUUCAGUCCUCAAUAUCGUUUCGACUGCCGUCACCACCAUAG
This is a messenger RNA of Cooperia oncophora, 186 nucleotides long. The record is from the annotation of a GenBank genome assembly. NCBI's taxonomy places the organism in Eukaryota, Metazoa, Nematoda, Chromadorea, Rhabditida, Trichostrongylidae.